AUGAGCGAACAAGAAGUCCCCAGGGUGUAUCUCGGACCCUCCACUGCGAUAAGUAAAUGGGCGGCUACUGGUGGUGAUAAUGUGGUGCUUCUUCAUAAAAAAGAGCAUCCAAGAGUUUCACCGCGGGGCUUUGCUGAGUACUUUCUGGACCUUAUGCUUCUUCCGGCCUCAUAUCAACCCGCGCUUCCUUCACCAUGCUCUAUGUCAUCUUUCAAGUGGUACUUAUAUAUGGAAACUAUCAACAGCGUUUUACGACUCGUGGUUGGGAGUUCCACAAGGACAUUGCAACGAAGUGAAAGCCAGUUAGGCAACCUUCUGAUCUUCGGUAAAGCUUUAACGUUGACUCUCGUACCCACCUUCUAUCGUGUAACUUAUCAGGUUAGCAACAGCCCUCAAGAGGUGUCCUGUGAGGCACAGUGCAACUCCACCCCCUGGUAUCAAUAUUUUGAAAGCUGGGCUUAG
This is a messenger RNA of Laccaria bicolor S238N-H82, 462 nucleotides long. RefSeq lists its product as uncharacterized. The transcript is spliced from 8 exons. The coding region runs from base 1 to 462 and encodes 153 amino acids. NCBI's taxonomy places the organism in Eukaryota, Fungi, Basidiomycota, Agaricomycetes, Agaricales, Hydnangiaceae. The record is from RefSeq and is a predicted model, not a curated record.